GAAGCGUGGGGCUUGGCGCAAGCGUGCUGUUGCGGCCGCAGCUGUCAGGCUCGUCGGCUGCGGAGCGUUGCUGUGGCGGCGGCGGCUGCUGCUGCUGGUGGUGCUGGUGGGCUUUCCCAGGCCCCUCCGCCUCCCCGAAAAUGGCGAGCCACCUGCCGCCGUGCGUCGUGGACGGCGGCACCGGGUAUACAAAACUGGGUUAUGCAGGGAAUACAGAACCACAAUUCAUUAUCCCAUCAUGUAUUGCAAUAAGAGAAUCGGCAAAAGUUGGUGACCAAGCACAGAGGAGGCUUACUCAAGGAAUUGAUGAUCUAGACUUUUUCAUUGGAGAUGAAGCUGUAGAUAAACCUACCUAUGCUACGAAGUGGCCUAUACGACAUGGUAUGGUGGAAGACUGGGAUCUUAUGGAAAGAUUCAUGGAGCAGGUUAUUUUUAAAUAUCUUCGAGCUGAACCAGAAGAUCACUACUUCUUGAUGACUGAGCCACCACUGAAUACCCCUGAGAACAGAGAAUACCUCGCAGAAAUCAUGUUUGAAUCUUUUAACGUGCCAGGACUUUACAUUGCGGUUCAGGCUGUGUUGGCUUUAGCUGCGUCUUGGACUUCACGGCAAGUUGGGGAACGUACUUUAACUGGAACUGUUGUUGACAGUGGUGAUGGUGUGACGCAUGUCAUUCCAGUGGCAGAAGGUUAUGUAAUUGGCAGUUGCAUCAAACACAUCCCCAUUGCAGGUAGAGAUAUUACAUAUUUCAUUCAACAGCUCCUAAGGGAGAGGGAGGUGGGAAUUCCACCCGAACAAUCAUUGGAGACAGCUAAAGCCAUAAAGGAAAAGUACUGUUAUAUAUGUCCAGACAUAGUGAAGGAAUUUGCCAAGUAUGAUACAGAUCCACGCAAGUGGAUAAAGCAAUAUACAGGCAUCAAUUCAAUCAACAAAAAUAAAUUUAUCAUAGAUGUUGGUUAUGAAAGGUUUCUUGGGCCAGAAAUCUUCUUUCAUCCAGAGUUUGCCAAUCCAGACUUCGUGGAAUCCAUUUCAAAUGUCGUUGAUGACGUGGUACAGAACUGCCCCAUUGAUGUUCGGCGCCCUUUAUAUAAGAUGUGUCUAAAGAAUUGAAGGAAAAUAAGCUGGGAGGCAACCCUGAGAGAAAAGAACUGAAGGAAAAUGGGAGCCUUAUUGCCAUGUGGAUUCUCUGAGAAGAAAUUGAUUGUUAGCACUCUGGUAAUAACAAAGAGUGCUGCUCCUUCCCUGCUGGGCUCUUCCUUUUUGUAUUUCUAGGGUAUGUUAGUAAUUUAAAUGCUAAACACUGUAUUUGGGAGUCCCACUGCACUCUCCAUAGCAGGGAGCCUAGCUGAAGUCUGCUUUUAUUAAUUUCUGUCUUCCCGUUGGUUUCUCUUUCUUAAAUCUUUUCCAACUGGGAUUAAAUUACUUAGAUCUUCCCCGGAGUGCUCCAUAUUUUUCCCUGUUAUGCUGCUUUCUGAGCAUCAGUCAAUGUUCUCUUGCACUCAGCUGACAAAAUUGUGCUCUUUUCAACAUGGCUGGCCAUGUGAGGCAGUAAUCAAAGAUGAUCACCUGCAUUCUGCAUCUGAGAGUGUACCAGCUCUCCCCAAUCGUACAGGGUUCUAAUCCCCCUCAUUUUGGGUACUUCCUUAUCUUUUAAAAAUAAAAUUAAAAUUGCACAAUUUAAAUAGUAUUUUGGAAUUGUAGUUGAUUGUAAUAGAACAAGGGAGGUUGAACAUUAAAGGAAACAUAUGGAUGAAAAUCAAUUGUUUCUUUCUAAAAAAGAAAUUUUAAGUGAUCAAAUACUAUUAUAGUUGGUGACUGAUGUGAUUUUGAAAAACACCAUGCUUGAUAUACAGCAGAUGCCUGCUCAGCGGUGGUGUCUGGUUUUUUUUGUUAAAAGAUUAGCAAUUUUCACUUUUGAGUUCCUUAAAAACUCUCAAGUGGAUGCCAUUUGGAUGCAGUAAUGUUUCAAAUUUCAAUUUGUCAGGUAAGGCCUGGAACUUUGUCCCUUGUCAUAACUGUUUGCCUCAGUUCCUCAGAUUCCCUUCCUGAGAAAGUUAGUUCAGGCACAGGGAUCUGUCAUACAUCUUCCUUUGUGAAGACAGAUUGGAAGAAUUCAGCUUCUCUGCAAUCUCCUUUUCCUCCUUUUGCAUGCUUUUGAUUCCAUUUUUGUCCAAAGGUCCAGCCACCUCCCUAGCAGAAUCAAAGCUUCUCAUAAUGUAUUAAAACAUUUUGUUAGUGGUGCCUCCCCACCUUUGUAGUGGUGUGCUCUUCUAAUUUGAAUGCCUUAUUGUCUGCUUCCUUUUCUUUUGCCAGAGUUUUAUGUUCCUUUUUGUUCUCUUCAUUCAGAAGAUAGAAGCCUCUUCCCCUUAACUAGCUUUCUUCACUCUGCCCAUUAGCCAUGCUGGCAUCCUCUUGCUCUCAGCGGUACUUUGCUUGAGCUGCAGUAGGCAUUCUAGCUGAGCUUCUAUUGUUGUUUUGACACUCACUCACCCAGCACCAUUCUGGAGAGAUUGGAUCUUAUUCCCAUUCUUUUUGCCAACUUCCCUUUUUUUUUACCAAGCUCCUCUGUUUUGGGAAGUUUUCCUUUUUUGAAGUCCAAAUGUGAUGGAAAUCAACAUAUUUGACUUAAAUAGCUCUAUUGGCUUGCUGGACAAAAGGCAGUCUGCUAGGUGAUACCUGGUUGCCAUCAUUAUGAUAUCUCACCAGCUAAAUAUCACGAUAUCAAUAUUGUGAUAUAUAUCUGUGGCAGUGGAGGGCCUUGCUGAGUCUCCCAGUGGCAGCAGAGGGUCCCACCAUACCUCCCCACAGCAGUGGAGGGUGUGCUGCGCUUCCCCUCAGCAGCCUAGGACCUUGACGAGGCUCCCUGAGGCAAUGGAAGGCCUUAAAAUGCAAGGAAGUAGUAGAUUUAAUAAAAACAUCAAAUAAACUUCCAUAUAAUAUAUUUAAUAUACUUUCAACUAAUUUUAAGAGUAGUUUAAGUGAUUUACUAGUCACUGGUAUAUUGCCAUAUUGAAACACUUACCAUGAUGUUAGUUCAGUGAUAUGGCGAUUUCUCACACAACCCUGCUGUCUGCUGGAUAAAAACAAAAGUCCUAAACUGUGAAGACUGAUUAAAGAAAUGCCUUCAAACCAUUAAGGCUGUUUAAAGAUGUUAGCUUAAAAACUGACCGUGAUAGAUAGGUGGCACUGUCUGAUCAACAUGACACACCUAGUUGCACUGCCUAAUAAUUAAAUAUGGUAUUUCUUUUCACUACAACUGGUGUUUAUUUUAAGAAGCUGCUCUUGGUUCAUGGUAGGACUAUACUUGAAGGUUCUUGUGCAGCACAGUGAAAACUGCAGAAUAUAGAUUGCAGCAUGCAAAGUGCUGAAAUGAUGGCAGGGUAGCUCAACUUCUUUUGCUGAUAUGAAAGUGGGUCAGCACAAGGGGGAGAGCGAGGAAUAAUGAAGAUUAGGGUGCAGACAGACUCUCAUCAUUAGGUCACAAUACAUAUACAUUCUGUACUUUUUAGAGCACUUAAAAAAAAAUGCCACUAAGACUCAUGGCACUCAAAAGUCAGGGUCUGUCCAAGAAGAUAUAGGCUGUUGCUAUGGGAGACCCAAGUGCCUUCCUCUCUCCCCCAGCCAUGUGUAUUUUAAGAAUAAGGAAAACAUGCAGAAGACACAAUACUUGAAGAUAGACAAACAAUAAAGUGUUGGAAGAACUGGGCAUGGAGGGUGAGGUUAAUUUUCUUCAUGAGCACAAAUCACCCCAUGUAUGAGAUAAGCCAACAGGAGGCAGUGAUGGCCACCGACUUGCGAAGGCUUUUUAAAAAAAGGAUUAGAUCAAUUACUUGAGGGUAAUUCUGUCAAUGACUACAAGCCAUGAUGGAGGAUAUGCUCUGCCUCCACGGAGCUUGGAGCUGGUAUGCUUUUGUAUACCAGUUGCUGGAAACUUCAGGAGGGGAGAUUGCUCUUGUGCUUCAGUCCUGCUUGUGGGUUAGUCAACGUGAGCACAGGAUGCUGGACUAGAUGGACUAGUGUGAAGCACUGGCUCAGUCCUGCUAUAUAUACCUUUAAAAGCCACCUAUGCUGUUGCAUUAAUGUUGUUGCUUUUAGUUGACCCUGCAUGUGUUUCUGUGUCUAUUGAGGCAAGGCAGGUCUGUCUUAGGUCUUUCAGGAUUGCAAUCCCUUUCCUCAAGCAACUCCAUGUUUGUUUUCAAAGUGUAUGUGUGUGUGUUUGUGUAUUGUUAAGGCUAAAGGCAGAUUUACAUAACCCCAAAACAGCCUUGAGCACGUUGUAAACUUGCAGUAUUUUAUAGUUGCUAGCUUGGUAAGCUGGUUGUCUGCUUAUGGCUACAGGAAAGGCCACUGGCAUGACCAGUUUUCCAAAUGACCAAAUGUAAUGUGGCUUUAGCAUAUUUGUGUCCUGUUCUUCCUCCAGUGGCAGUGCACAUGGCACUUUAUCUCAGAAUUGCCAUGUGCUCAGUGCUGCUCCUGGGUCAUAGCCUAAAGGGCAAAAACUGUUCCAUUUCUUUGCCCUAUAGAAUGUGGUUCUUUCAGGAGGAUCCACGAUGUUCAGGGAUUUUGGGCGCCGGCUGCAGAGAGACUUGAAGAGGGUCGUAGAUGCUCGACUGAAAACAAGCGAAGAGCUCAGUGGUG
Messenger RNA from Zootoca vivipara (common lizard), 4637 nucleotides. NCBI's taxonomy places the organism in Eukaryota, Metazoa, Chordata, Lepidosauria, Squamata, Lacertidae. The record is from RefSeq and is a predicted model, not a curated record.